Molecule: messenger RNA, 1347 nt
Organism: Morchella importuna
Lineage: Eukaryota; Fungi; Ascomycota; Pezizomycetes; Pezizales; Morchellaceae
Exons: 3
Coding region: 1-1347 (448 amino acids)
Biological process (GO): transmembrane transport
Molecular function (GO): transmembrane transporter activity
Source: RefSeq, a predicted model, not a curated record
AUGGCUAUCAAGAAGUCUACGAAAAAGGUCGUUUCCGACAAUGUGGCCACGGGAAACAACGAGAUCACUCUUAGGGAGUCGAUCUUCCCCCUCUUUUUGGUGACGAUCUUGUUUUUCCUCUGGGGAUUUGCAUACGGAUUGUUGGAUGUCUUGAACAAGCAUUUCCAAGAAGUCCUGCAUAUCACUAGAUCUCAGAGCUCCGGGUUGCAGGGAGCAUACUUUGGUGCAUACUUCCUCGGCCCCUUGACAUUCUCCGGUUACAUUCUCCGCCGAUGGGGAUACCGCGUUGCCUUCAUGACUGGUCUCUGCAUUUACGGAGUCGGCGCAUUGAUGUUCUGGCCCUCCGGAAUGAAGGAAUCCUUCGGUGGAUUCUGUGGUAGCAUGUUCAUCGUCGGAUGUGGUCUUUCAACCCUCGAGACCGCUGCCAACCCUUACAUUUCCGUCCUUGGACCCCCCAAGUACCUCGAGAUGAGACUCAACUUGGCCCAGGCCGUCCAGGGUAUGGGAACUGUCCUCGCUCCCGUUCUCGCUUCCCAUGUGUUCUUCAAGAGUGUCUCCGACUCAGCACUCCAGAGCGUUCAAUGGGUCUACCUCGCAAUCGCCUGCUUCGUCUUCUUCCUCGCUGUCGCCCAGGACGAUGCCGCAGAGGGCACUGAAACCACCUCCUCCAAGCCAAUCUGGCAACAGAAGACCCUCAUCUGGGGUGUCCUUGCUCAGUUCUGCUACGUCGGAUCUCAGUGCGCCGUUGCUGGAUUCUUCAUCAACUACGUCACCGAAGCUAAGCCUGGUCUCUCCUCUGCCGAAGGAUCCAACUUCCUCUCCAUCGCACAGGCUGGUUUCGCCAUUGGUCGUUUCAUUGCCGGUUUCUCCAUGAAGUUUGUCAAGCCCCGUCACAUUCUUUUCGUCUUCUUGGCUGGAUGUGUUGCAUUUGCCGCCGCCUGCAUCAAGGGAGAGGGAAACACUGCUGUUGCAUUGAUCCAUCUUGUCCUGUUCUUUGAGUCUUGCUGUUUCCCAACCAUCUUCUCGCUCUCCCUCCGUGGUCUCGGAAGACACACCAAGCGUGGCGCCUCCUUCCUUGUUGCAUCCGUCUGUGGUGGUGCUGUCUUCCCACCAAUGAUGGCCGUCGUCUCUGAUUCUAGGAACUCCACAAGGUUCGGAAUGAUUGUACCAAUGGCUGGCUUUAUCGCGGCAUUCUCAUUCCCCAUCUACUUGAACCUCUUUGAGGCCGAGAGGCUUGACUCCUACUCCAAGUCCACCGUCGGUCUUGACAACAAGAUGUCUGAUUCCGAGAAGCUCGGUAUCGACAGCGACAAGGGCACUGAAGAGAUCAGAGUUGAGAAGUUGUAA